AAAAAUGGCGGCUGUUACAUUGGUUCUUAACGAACUUCAGUCCAACGUCACUUCAGCAAAUCUGACCGUACCUGCUGGAUCGAACAGUCCGGGUGACUUUUAUUCCGUUGGUUUGGUCAGGCCAUGUGGGUCCCGCUACCCUCCAGCCACUAACGCCGUCAGGCGCCUCUAUUUGCCGUGCGGUCAAACACUCCCUUCCGCCGUCACCUCAAAUCCUCCGUCAACGGUCCUAAAUUGUCCCAAGUCGACAGUUGCUCUCUCUUUCUCUGUUCGACAUGUCCGUGGUACCUACCCACCCUGCUCUCAGGCACCUGGGAACCAGGGCCUCAAGUGACCCGUCACGUGACCCUCCAACUUCACCCAAAUUGAAAAUUUCAAUCUUGAGCUUCAGGCUCAGAGGGCCAACUCGCUACCCGCCUUCUUCAAAUCCUUUGGUCUUUUCCCGUAAAUUUGAUGAAAUUCGACGUCCAAUUAGGGCCGUAAAUGCUCUGAGCCAAGAAGGGUCGUUGCAAGAGCUCGAUGAUAAGCCGAUCUCGGUGGAGCUCGUACCGAUUUCAGGCGAGACCCAGUUCGACCGGGUCAUUGCCCAAGCGCAGCAGCUGGAGGAAUCGGUCGUUGUCGUUUGGAUGGCAAGCUGGUGCAGAAAAUGUAUAUAUUUGAAACCAAAAUUGGAGAAGCUGGCAGCUGAGUACUAUCCAAGAUUACGGUUCUGUUCCGUUGAUGUCAAUUCAGUUCCACACAAGCUUGUUGCUCGUGCUGAGGUCACUGUAAGUUUUUCAUCUCACUUGGAAGAAUAUGUUAGUAUGGCUUGUAUUUGAAUGGAAGUAGGGUCAUGUAAGUUUGGGCUGAACGUCAAUUGUAAAGUGUAUAGCUUCACGGUAAUGAGUAAAAGCCAAAUAUUCAAAAUCUUCUGUGGGAUAUGGACAUGGCUUUUUCGCCAUUAGCUAUGGAAAUCUUAGUAACUGAUCAGUUAAGUGA
Molecule: messenger RNA, 978 nt
Organism: Prunus avium (sweet cherry)
Lineage: Eukaryota; Viridiplantae; Streptophyta; Magnoliopsida; Rosales; Rosaceae
Source: RefSeq, a predicted model, not a curated record